CAUUGAUAAGUAGCUAGCUAAAUGUGCGGACUAAGCUUGCUAACGUUAGCUGUUGUAACGCGUAGAUCACACCUACCCUAUCAUUGUACAAACGUGUAUGCGUUCUUCCAGGAAUGAAAUUUGAGGGGCCGUGGACCUGAACUGAAACCAUUUGUCUGAAAUGGCAGCAUUUUCUCACGAAAUUAGCCGCGAUGCUAAGGGCGAACAGCUAUGUUAAUUAUUAGGCUACGUCCGGUAACUAAAUUCCUAUCGCUGAAUUUAAAUCGUAUAAGUAGUUGGACGUGGGAAAACUUUGUCCGUUCAAACGUUAUUACCACUAUUCCACGGACGUGUUGUUCUAGUCAAAACAAACAUUCACUACACAUUUGAGGAUAAUAAGUUAACAGAAAUGGACACUGGAUUUUUUUCCCCCUUAACAUUUAGUCAUUUAGCAAAGUGGUUCCCAACCAGGGGUACUAGGACCCCUUGGGGUACAUGGCCUCUCCACACGGGGUACUUGAAAACACUCAUGACACCAUAGGUGUAAAAUUAACAUGAGAGGGUAGUUCAGGAGAUUUCUUAUCCAGUUAGCGCCUUUAUCUUAACAUCUGACUACCUGACAAGAGUAUUGUAGUUAUAGCCUUGAAAUGUAGGAUUACAAAUUAAGUUCAUAAGGACAAUGGUAUCCAAAGUUGGCUAUGCUAAUUGUAAUUAUAAACGUUUUGGGUAACACUUUAUUUUGAGAGUCCCAAUUUCUAUCUGUAGAUGAUCUAUAGAUAGUUUGUUGAUGGUAAUACCUGUUCAUAAGCAACAACUUGCUAAGGUUAGGUUUAGAAAAAGGUGUUGGGUGAGAGUUAAGGUUAGGAUAAAGGUUAGGGUUAGUAGAUAGUGUAAAUGUUGCUGAUGGUAGAUAAUCAAUAGAGCAUCUACAGGCACAUUUUUGGGGCUCUCAAAAUAGUGUUAUCUUUAAUGCAAUGACAACUAGUUUUUAAUAAAGGUUUACUUAUGAAUGGAAAAGCAACUUAUAAGAGAACUGCAUUGAGAUGUGAAUCAGAGGAAACUUGUCUGGAUCUUCGACUAACCCGAAUCUGCGGCGCGUUGCUGCUAUUUCUUGAGAUCCAGAAUUGGACGUCAGGAAAUUGGGAGGGGAGAAAGAUUGGGUUAUCUGAGGAACCAGCAGUAUGAAUCCAGUCCAAUCAGAGAAGGAAACCUUGAUUGAUGAAAUCGAACAGAGUUUGUUUACUUUAACUGAGGACAAUUUACGUUUCCUGUGUGAACGUCAUGGACAAGAUGGCAAGGAUGGACAUCAAAUGAAGGCAAUGAAUCAUCGCUUAUUAAGGCGGAGAAUCAUGGAGUUAAUGUGGGAUCAUACGGACUCAUCUAAAUCGGAGAGACAUGGAAUGUCUUGGUUACUCCGACUGAAAAAGGACAUCACCGGGAUGCAGGAGGAUGACGAGGAUGAUGUAGACUGUGAUGAAGAAUAUGAUCAAGAAGACAGUGAUUGGUUGCCCAGCAGAAGACUGGAGACGGAGCGCUCGAGUCCAGGCCAAUCUGAUGAGGAUGAUGAUGAUGCUGCGGACUCCAAUGAAGAAUGGGACUUGGGAGACAAGGAUCGCUUGCCUAGCAACAGGCUGGAGACGGAGCCACUUCCUGAGAGCCCCGUACAAAAUAAGAGAGACAAGCCUUCUUCUCUGUGCCCCUCUGACCCCCUGGAGUCCCCAGGUCGUGGUGACUGCAGGAACACACUGGGGAAGAGUGAACAUGUAAUAGACAAGACAACUCACACAUCUAAUGCUGAACAAAACAAAACUGUCUCAGGAAAUGGGCUUGGCAACUAUGUCUGUGACCACUGUGGAAAGAGUUUUACCACAGCAAAAAAUAGAAAACGACACUUGCAGUAUCUUCAGCGAUGCCAAGAACCUAAGAAGUCUCACGUGUGCUCUAAAUGUGGAAAGGGAUUCCCUCUGCCAGGCAGUCUUAAGAGACACCUGAGAACUCAUACUGGGGAGAAACCAUAUGUUUGCCAACACUGUGGAAAAGAAUACAAUGAUUCUGGAAACUUACAGAGGCACAUCAGAACGCACACAGAUGAGAAACCAUACCACUGCUCAGAUUGUGGGAAGAAAUUUCGUGUUAAAAUAAGCCUUAUACAUCACCGAGAAGGUGUUCAUACAGAACACCCUCACCGCUGUGGUCAAUGUAAGAAGAGCUUCAUAACUGCAGCAAGAUUGGAAUCACACACAAAAAUAAGACACCCACCAAAUGAUCCUCUCAAAAAUCCACAUGUGUGCUCAGAAUGUGGAAGGGGAUUCACUUAUGCCGCCAAUCUUAAAUUACACAUGAGAAUCCAUACUGGGGAGAAACCUUAUGUUUGCCCUCGUUGUGGGAAGGAUUUCACUCAGUCUGGACUCUUACAGAGACACAUGAGAACACACACGGGAGAGAAACCUUACCACUGCUCUUUGUGUGGGAUGAAGUUUCGUUGUGCGAAAACGUUAGAACGGCAUCACCAGGAGAACCACAAGGGGGAGACACUGGGGCCCAUCCGUAUGCAUCAGGAGCCUCUUCCGUGCCCCCACUGUGAGGAGAAGUUCCCUACCAAGGCUCUUCUGAAGGAUCACCUGCAGAACAACCAUAACAGCAUAGUUCAUAGACGAUUCCAUUGUCCGCAGUGUGACAAGACUUUUUCUACUAAAGCUUACUUACUUGUUCAUCAGAGGAAACACACUGGAGAGAGACCUUAUCUUUGCCCUCAGUGUGGAAAGAGUUUUUCUCUCUCAGGGAGCUUAAAACUUCAUCUCAGGAUUCAUGCUGGUGAGAAGCCUCACAGCUGUUCGUACUGUGACAAGAGAUUUACAAGUAGAAGCCAGUUAAUUAGGCACUUGCGAAUCCAUACUGGAGAGAAACCAUACCAGUGUCCUGAUUGUGGACGGUGUUUUGCAUGCGGUAAUAUCCUGAGAAAUCACCGGCGGACCCACACAGGAGAGAAACCGUUCCAGUGCAAUGAGUGCAAUAAAGCCUUUGCUCAACUGACUAGUCUGAAGAAGCAUCAAGAGACACACAGACCUUCUCAGCCCGUCUCUGUCCGAAAUCCCUACCUGCCUCACAGUCAGCCCCUCCCAUAUCCCUACCUGUCUCAAAAUAAGCCCCACUCACAUCCCUACCCACCACAGGCUUCAUGGUAACCUUGCCUACAACUGUCCAACCCAUAUACAGAAGGUUUACCGCCUUGAGGAAAUUAGUUGGAAGCCUUUCUAAGGUAUUGUAACACUGGCUUUGUUUCAGUCUAUUCAAAAUGGUACCCUGUGUACCAAGGCAUAUAUACACAUCUUGUAGGUCAUGUAGCAGAUGCUCUAUCUUAUCCGGUACAGCAGGACUCAGUAGUGCAUACCUUUUCAUAUUAUAAUCUUUUUUACUGGCCUAAAAAUGACAUUAUUAAAUGAUCCAUUCUCAUUACCUUUUUCAAUGCCUCUGUUUGAGAGUAACCACCCUGAGCCGUUUUCUAAAAUGUUGCAUGAGUCACUGAGGAUAGAAACGUUCUAAUAUCCAUCAUUCAGAAUCCUUUCCAGGUCCUCGAUCAGGAAGUGCAUUUUGGUAAGUUGUAUUAAUACAUGAAAAUACAGCUAAUUAUUUAUUUUGCAUACAAUAUAGAGUAACUUACGUUUAUUUUAAUUUACACUAUCAGUACAUCUCAGUUUGCGUAUACUAAUGUAAAUAACAGAAUUUGACACAGACAUAGUUACAUACGUGGAAAACACUCACUGUAGACUCCACGCGUUUCCAUAUUCGUCCUCUUUUGCAAAUCUAAACUCCCAACAUUGUUGUCGUAGGCGUCAUACCAACAGAGCUGAAAGUGAAAAUCUCCUGCUGUGCUUCCAUUUCAAUUUGAUCAACAUUUCUUGCCUUUUUAUAGAUUUUUUUCGCUAACAGUUGACAAAUAAAAUCAGUUUGAACAGGAGCUAAUGAAACGGUGACACCUUUAACACAGCUGUAGCAGAAAUAAUACGAGUCUUACAUAAUACAUUAGGGACUAAAUGCAUGACACAAUGUGG
Esox lucius (northern pike) is the source of this 4031-nucleotide messenger RNA. Its product is annotated as zinc finger protein 883-like. NCBI's taxonomy places the organism in Eukaryota, Metazoa, Chordata, Actinopteri, Esociformes, Esocidae. The record is from RefSeq and is a predicted model, not a curated record. The transcript has 3 exons. Gene Ontology annotation, biological process: regulation of transcription by RNA polymerase II. Gene Ontology annotation, molecular function: RNA polymerase II cis-regulatory region sequence-specific DNA binding; DNA-binding transcription factor activity. The coding region runs from base 1161 to 3164 and encodes 667 amino acids.